Molecule: messenger RNA, 492 nt
Organism: Lactuca virosa
Lineage: Eukaryota; Viridiplantae; Streptophyta; Magnoliopsida; Asterales; Asteraceae
Source: the annotation of a GenBank genome assembly
AUGGAGAUGAUUAUCGAUGACCAUCAAAAUCAUACAACUGGCGAAGUAACUGAUGAUCAUGAUAAGGAUUUUAUCCAUACUUUAAUUGAGUUAUCUUCGAUAGAGAAUCCUUCUGAUGAUCGGCUGACCAAAGGAGAUAUCAAAGCUCUUGUAAUGGACAUAUUGACCGGGGGAACAGAUACGACAGUUGUGACGAUCGUUUGGGCAAUCGUCCUUCCUGGGACGUGUGUUUUAGUAAAUGGGUGGUGGGUAGGAAGAGAUCCAGGCACUUGGGGUGAGAAUGCGGCUGAGUUCUAUCCAGAGAGGUUUGAGAAUCUUGAUGUGGAUUUUGGAGGAGGAAAUUUUGAGAUGGUCCCUUUUGGAGGGGGACGUAGAUCAUGCCCAGCGAUGAAAACAGUUCCAGCAACUUUAGAGGCCAUCAUAGCAAAUCUUCUGUACUGGUUUGACUGGGAAGUUCCCGAUGGAGUGAAGAAUGAAGAUAUGAAAAUGUAG